This is a messenger RNA of Emys orbicularis (European pond turtle), 3030 nucleotides long. RefSeq names its product trifunctional purine biosynthetic protein adenosine-3. Gene Ontology annotation, biological process: adenine biosynthetic process; 'de novo' IMP biosynthetic process. Gene Ontology annotation, molecular function: metal ion binding; phosphoribosylformylglycinamidine cyclo-ligase activity; ATP binding. The coding region runs from base 1 to 3030 and encodes 1009 amino acids. The record is from RefSeq and is a predicted model, not a curated record. Gene Ontology annotation, cellular component: cytosol. Lineage: Eukaryota; Metazoa; Chordata; Testudines; Emydidae. The transcript has 21 exons.
AUGGCUGAUCAAGUACUUGUGAUUGGUGGCGGAGGCAGAGAACAUGCCCUGGCCUGGAAAUUAGCACAGUCGCCACAUAUAAAACGAGUGCUAGUCGCUCCAGGAAAUGCAGGAACAGCCAACAAUGGAAAAAUUUCAAAUUCAGCCAUCUCAAUCAGUAAUCAUGCCGCUCUUGUCCAGUUCUGCAAAGACAAUGAGAUCAAACUUGUGGUGGUGGGCCCAGAAGUUCCUCUUGCUGCUGGCAUUGUUGAUGACUUGACAGGAGCUGGGGUAAGAUGUUUUGGUCCUACAGCAAAGGCAGCUCAGCUAGAGUCCAGUAAGAGUUUUUCUAAAGCCUUUCUGGACCGGCAUGGGAUCCCAACCGCAAGAUGGAAAGCAUUCACCAAUCCUAAAGAAGCUUGUAGCUUUAUUACCAGCGUGGACUUUCCUGCUCUGGUUGUAAAAGCUAGUGGUCUGGCUGCUGGCAAAGGAGUAAUUGUGGCUACUAACAAAGAGGGAGCCUGCAAAGCUGUGCAUGAAAUCAUGCAGGAUAAGACUUUUGGAGCAGCUGGGGAAACUGUUGUUGUUGAAGAACUUCUUGUAGGAGAAGAGGUUUCUUGCUUGUGCUUCACUGAUGGUGUCACUGUUGCUCCCAUGCCACCAGCCCAGGAUCACAAACGGUUAAUGGAUGGAGACCAGGGCCCAAACACUGGAGGGAUGGGAGCUUACUGCCCAGCACCACAGAUUUCCAAAGAUUUGCUGCUGAAAAUCAGAGAUACUAUUCUUCAGAAAACGGUUGAUGGGAUGAAAGAAGAGGGUGUCCCUUAUAUUGGUGUGCUAUAUGCUGGAUUAAUGCUUACCAGUGAUGGGCCUAAGGUUCUCGAGUUUAACUGCAGGUUUGGUGACCCAGAGUGUCAGGUAAUCCUUCCAUUAUUGAAGAGUGAUUUGUAUGAAGUUAUACAAGCGACGAUCAAUAGAAAGCUGUCUAGCUCCAUGCCUGUUUGGUCUGAAGACAGUGCAGCCAUGACUGUGGUCAUGGCUAGUGAAGGUUAUCCAGGAAACUAUGCCAAGGGUUUGGAAAUAACAGGAUUUUCUAAGGCUAAAGAACUAGGGCUGGAGGUGUUCCAUGCAGGCACGGCAGUAAAGGACGGCAAAGUAGUGACUAAUGGUGGAAGAGUCCUUACGGUAACGGCUAUCAAGAAGGAUCUGAUGGCAGCACUGGAAGAAGCCAACAAAGGAGUAGCAGCCAUACACUUCAAGGGUGCCAUUUACAGAAAGGACAUUGGUUAUCGGGCUAUAGCUUUCCUCAGCAAUUCCAGAGGCCUGACUUACAAAAACAGUGGGGUAGACAUCGCAGCUGGCAAUACCUUGGUUCAGAAAAUUAAACCCUUAGCAGCAGCCACCUCAAGGCCAGGCUGCAAUGCAGAGCUCGGAGGAUUUGCUGGUCUCUUUGACUUGAAAGCAGCUGGUUACAAAGAUCCUAUCUUGGUGUCUGGAACUGAUGGUGUUGGAACAAAACUCAAGAUUGCACAGAUGUGUAAGAAACAUGACACCAUUGGCCAGGACUUGGUUGCCAUGUGUGUCAAUGACAUCCUGGCUCAGGGAGCAGAGCCCCUCUUCUUCCUCGACUAUUUUGCCUGUGGGAAACUUGAUGUUGAAGUGUCUCAAGCAGUCAUAGCGGGAAUAGCUGAAGCUUGUAAAAAGGCAGGAUGCGCUCUCUUGGGAGGAGAGACUGCUGAAAUGCCUGGCAUGUAUCUGCCUGGGGAGUACGACCUCGCUGGCUUUGCAGUUGGUGCCGUGGAACAAGGACAGAUGCUCCCCCAACUGGAGAGAAUUGCUGAUGGAGAUGUUGUCAUUGGAAUAGCUUCCUCUGGGGUUCACAGCAAUGGGUUUAGCCUUGUAAGGAAGAUUGUAGAAAAGUCGUCUUUAGAUUUCACUUCUCCAUCAGAUGGUGGCUCUGGUGACCAGACGUUAGGGGAACUACUGUUAACCCCAACUAAAAUCUACAGUAAAACUCUGUUGCCUCUCCUUCGUUCAGGGCGUGUUAAGGCCUACGCCCACAUCACUGGAGGAGGUCUGUUGGAAAAUAUCCCCCGAGUUCUCCCAGAAUCAUUUGGUGUAGUUUUAGAUGCUCACAGUUGGCGGAUACCUGAAAUCUUCUCUUGGCUUCAAAAAGAGGGAAACCUCUCAGAAGAGGAGAUGGCCCGAACAUUUAAUUGUGGGAUUGGCGCAGUCUUGGUGGUAGAAAAGGCACUGGCUCAGCAGGUUCUGAAAGACGUACAGAGACAUGAGGAAGCCUGGCUGAUUGGGAAAGUCGUCUCCCGACACACAGAAUCUGCCCAUGUUGAAAUCAAUAAUCUGCUUCAAGCCUUACAAGCAAAUAGGUUACAGUUUUUGCACAACCAUAUCCAAGGCAAAACCCAAACAAGCAAAGUGAAGGUGGCUGUUCUCAUCUCUGGAACAGGCACAAACCUUGAAGCCCUAAUAACCAGCACAAAAAAGCCAACCAGCUACGCACAGAUAGUCCUCGUCAUUUCUAACAAGUCAGGCGUGGAAGGGUUAAGAAGAGCUGAAAGAGCUGGUAUUCCUACAAAAGUAAUUGACCAUAAAUUGUAUGGAAGUCGCACAGAAUUUGAUAAUGCGGUUGAUAAAGUCCUUGAAGAAUUCUCAGUUGAACUGAUCUGUCUUGCAGGAUUUAUGCGGAUUUUGUCUGGUCCUUUUGUCAAAAAGUGGGAUGGAAAAAUACUGAAUAUUCAUCCAUCUUUACUACCUUCUUUUAAAGGAGCAAAUGCCCAUAAAUUGGUAUUACAAGCUGGAGUCCGAAUCAGUGGCUGUACUGUGCACUUUGUAGCUGAGGAAGUCGAUGCUGGAGCUAUAGUUUUUCAAGAGGCGGUUCCCGUGAAGAUUGGAGACACAGAGGAGACCUUGUCAGAAAGAGUAAAAGAAGCAGAGCACAGAGCCUUCCCUGCUGCCUUGCAACUGGUGGCCAGUAAGGCAGUGUGCCUAGGAGAAAGUGGCAAGAUCUUCUGGAAUUUAGAACAGCGGAAUUGA